CAACAACAAGAACAGCAACCAGAUGGUGCUGCUUCUUCGACUGCAGCCCCUCCUAGCAGUAACGCUGGUGGUGGAGUCUUGCAACCACAGGCUUCGACUCUUGCUCCUAGUAAUGAUACUGGUAGUACUUCUAGUAAUGAUACUGGUAGUACUGCAGGAGCAGGAGCCAACAACAUAUCGAGUAUUCUAUUAAGGGUAGGGUAAAGGUGCUUUUGUUCCCGCUUUUUAUGCCUCUCUCCCUUAGGAGGAGAAAGGCAGAAAAAGCGGGGUCCACGAGCACCAAGACCCUACCUCUAAUUCUAGGCGCUGGGGUUUCAAACCCAGCGGCCACUUCAGCAGGCCCUACAUUGUUGCAAACGCAUCCAAUGAAGCCUGUUCAAAGGAAGAAGUUGAAGGAUCCCCAUCAUCAACUGAAGAAAGGAAAAGGUCAUCAAUCUCAAGAAGUCGAAGACCAACUACAGCACGGAGAGCGAGAACAUGAACAAAUAAACAAGGUCAAUCUGAUGCAACUUCAGGAGAACGUGAUGGCUUCGUACAAUGAGGGAGCGCCAAUAGUUCAACAGGAACAGCAUAUUCAGGGAGUUGCCCCAAUAUUAGUCCAACAACAAUCAGGAGCACAACAGCUAGGGUACUUCGAGCAACAAGGACAUCAAGCAGUGGCUGCUCAGCACCAGCAGCAGCAAUUAGUUUUGGCGAAUCAUGCCUCCGCUCCUCCAAACAUCCACUUCUUGGAACAGUACCGAACCAAACAGACCCCGCCUGUGGGCACUAUUCUUAAGGCGCCUUCCCAUAAUCCAUCUUCAGCGCCAUCUUCCUCCAUAGGGGUUGCCAACAAGAGAAGGCGCCUAGGAUGGAUCUCUUCUGAGGAUGGAUGGAUCACGAUUAGGAUCGUAAGCCAGCUCUAAUGUUCCUGUGAUGGCGACUGUGAAACUCGACGUGGGUCCGUCCUUGAUCAGGGAAGUGGAUAAGGCGUUACCGCAAUCGGGAGAAACGACUGGAGAAGGUUACGAUCUACUCGUAAAACUGAUGCAAGCCAACAUGCUGAGGAGUGGACUCACCAGAAUUUCUUUGGUGAAGAAGGUACAACUUGUUUUAAUUCUACUACUACAUGAUAAAUAUAUUUCAUGAAGUUCAUGUUCAUGAAGAACUUCUAGACAUCCUAGGAUCGAUUUGUACAACAUGGUCUCUCAUCUAUUCUUAAUCGUGUAGUUUCUUUCAAAGAUGCUGUUGAAAGAUGGUGCUGGGUCAUCUAUCUAAUCAUGUAGUUGGUGUAAGAAGUGUUGUUUUUUUAUUUUAACAAACUAGUAAACCAACUUCAUCAACUUCUGUCAGCCUGCGUCCAAGCCAUCUGCUCGGAAAGCAACGCCUAUGUACAUGAUUCCUGCGUAUUCUCCUUAUGGCGCUACCUAUCCGAUGGCUGCGCAGCAAGAUCCUUAUUCCAAUUAAGGCUUGACUCUGACAACGUGAUCAUCUGAAGAAGCACCUUUUGAAUCUUUUUCUUUGGUAAAACACUGAUGAUCUUCCUGUUGAAGAACGUCACGACUUCACGAACAAAAGGGCAGAAGUGGCGCCCCUAUUUCUUGUAUUUAUCUGUAGCAGUCGGUCUUAGGUAGCUGCCGUGUCUCUACUCGGGUCACAACGGAACCAGGCAGCUGUUUAUAGUUGCUACGUGGUUCGAAUGAAUGAAUGAGUGAAUGAAUGAAAAUUAUUAUUGAUAGAAGAGAGAACCCACAAUCAAGGGCACAACAUCCACAACAAGUCUUCAAAGAUGCUUUUCAUUUUCAUCAAGAUGAACAUGAAGAACAUGUACGGUAGUAAGGUCCUCUAAUCCAAUAUGUACUACAAGAGCGGCGCCGUCCCGGGAUACAUGCCAGGAAUGUUAAGGCUUCCCCUAAUCCAUCCCUGUAGACAUCCCUCAAACAUAUGCGUCCCAAUACAAGGGAGAUACUGACGCAUAUGCUUGAGGGAUUUCCACAGGGAUGAAUAGGGGAGAGCUCUAAGAAUGGGCUCGCCACCGGUGGUUGUGAUGCCUCCGGGUCCCUUUAUGACGGCAGAAUGGACGCUCUAAAAAUCUAGUUACCAAGAACGCAAACUACCCACUUUCUCGAACCUUACCUCGCUUCCUCCUAGCCCUACCUCUCCUCCUAACCCUACCGGUCCUCCUAGCCCUACCUGUCCUCCUAGCCCUACCUCCAGCUACUAAUCCCCUAAGUAACGCUCUACGUGCUAAGGAACUCUAAUCCUACUUCCGCCUAUCAGCAGGAUCCGAGCGCGUUUCCCCCUUGGGCUUACAAGAUCAUCUCAGAAGUGGCGUCGCUCAAAGCCAAAGCAGCGAAAAAUAGGAACAUUAUGGCCAUCUUCAGAGAUAUAUCCAUCUUCAGAAGCGUCUAUCUAGAAAACGAAAAGCAUCUACAGAGAUAAAUCCAUCUUCAGGAAUCCAUCUUCAGUGGUCUGGGAUGAGUCCAUUUUUGGAUCCAUCUCCAGAGAUAAAUCCAUCUUCAGAACAAGCAUCUUGGAGCACCUCACUCUCUAAGGGUGGAAAAAAAUAGACAUAUUACUUGUUGGGACACUUACACUUUGUUUACUCUCUUGCUUGUGUGGAAAAACAAAAGACAACUUCUCAGACCACUUUCCAGGGAAGAUCUAAGAACAAUAGCACCUUACUUUAGACUAGAUAGUAAAAAAAGAUCUUCUAAGAAGAGCACGAGAGCCGCGAAGCAGAACGCACUGUGGAAAGCCUUGUCUGACAAGGUGGAACAAUUGAAGCAAAAGCUCGCGGCCAAGAGAAAUCGCACGAAUUCGACUGGACCACCUGUGAGCGGCAACUUGGGUAUGGCUAGAGAGGAGACAAAAAGUAGAGAAAGCAGCUCCUUUUGCUUUUGUUUUUGAGGUCUUCAGAUCGAUUGCGGUCGUGUCGUGUCUACUUUUCAGACCUAAAAUCGAGUUGUCAGGGAUCCUGGGCACCUCCGAGGACGAAUGUAGUAAAUCUAUGAAUUUAUCGCUCUCGUCUUGCAUAAGUGCAUAUAGAUAGAGGUCCAAUGAUCCGAAGUGACCAACAUCAUCAUCGUUCGUACACAGUAAUAGUAGUACCAGGAAUCAUUCCAGAUGUUGAUUCUAUCUUAUUUCGUCCCCUACAGCAACGACUUCUAACCCCUCAAGCAACGCUGCCAACCGUAUGGCCUUACGACGACUCCAAACUGGUCAGCAGCAGCUGUUCAAGAUGGUUUCCGACAGCAAGGAUCAAAUCUUGCAAAACCUCACCGCUUCGGUGCCGCAAAUGGUCGAAACGUCCAUUCUCGAAAACGUACCGAAACAGGUAGAGGAGGUAGUAGAGGAGGUGACCACGAAGCCAGCCAACCUUGCCAGGAUCGGAGCAACGGUUAUGGUCCCUCAUCAUGUUGGUCUUCUGAUAUAGUAUCCACAUUGUUUCGGUUUCCCUUGUACCCUUUUGUUUAUUCUCUUGUACCCUUUAUUUCUUUCCCUUGUAUCCUUUUGCUUCCCUUGCAUCCUUUUGUUUCCGUUGUACUAUUCUUUUCAUGGGAAGAGAGGGGGUGUAGAUCAGGGGGAUGAGGUGAUGAAUGAAAGCUGACUCUAAAACCGUCGGCAAGACAUUGCGCGCACAUGAAUACAUGUUCCAAGACAGGAUCGAUCCACACGAGAGGGCUCAAAUAGAUUAAGGCUUGGUCUUGAUGUUGGGAUAAGGAUGACAGUUGUUCGUUGUUCAUCAGAAAUCUUGUUGCUCUUGUUGCAAUAAGGACAAUAGUUGUUGUAGUUGUUGUUCUUUAGAAAUUUUCAAGAAGCAAGACUAGUAUUCUGACGAUGAGUCGUGUGGAGUAGGAAGCCUUUAAAAAUUUGAAGAAACACAAACAUCUUCGACUAGUACUUUGAUCGUUUCACUCAGCUCAGGAGAGAAAGCACAUCAAACUCAAAGAUGAGCGUGGGAGGACUGUCUAGAUAAGAGUUUGAGACUCUUUAGAUAAGAACUAGUAGGCACAAAGCUCUAAACCAACGCAACUCAUAGUCUCGUCAAGGCAGUGGCAGCUCUGUUGAGGAACCAGAGACAGCAGAACCUCUUCGCCAGGAUGAAUCUAGCAAACUCGCAGAAAGCAGCUGCCAUGAGUAUGAAGUUAAGGCUAGUUUUUCACUAUCCCAACAUGUGGACUAUGUAUGCUAAGUGAGGUGCUCCUUGAUUUAAUGAGAAAAGAAGGGACGAAAAAAGGAAAAAAAACUCAACAAAGGAUAGUGAAAAACUAGCGUUAACGAAGGCAGCCGUGGCCUCAUCCUCAGCUGCAACGCAGGCGAAAACGGCAGCGUCCUCGGCAGGUGCUGCAAGACAACUUUCAGCAAGGAUUAUGGUCAGAACUAAAAUGUUAUAUUUUAGUGCACUGCAGUUGUAUUGUUGUACUUAGACAGACUCAUCGGACCAUACUCAUCUGUGCUCCACUCUCUAAGUCUUUGGACCCGAGCAAGAUCGGGACUCUUGAUCUCGCUACGCAGGCUCGACUGGAGGGCGCCUUACAGAGAGCCGUCCAGCGCGCUCUCGUUGCCGGAAACGUUAAUUAAGGCCAUUUUUUCACUAUCGCCGUCGUCCCAUGGAGGAUUUGGCUGUGGGAAUAUAAUAGAUACUCAGUGUGAGUGGAGUCCCUUCCUUUGAAGAUUUCUUAAAGGGGAAAGAAACUUACAACUAAGGGGAGAAAGCGAAAUAGGGCAAGAACCCACUCAACCUCAACCACUCAUCAACCAUGGAUAUUUAUUACGAGGAAGAUAGUGAAAUCAAACUUGCUUUAGCCCCCGCGCUAAGUUAACCAGACGCAAAGACUUGGCGCUUUCUUCAACUAUCAGACUGGAGCAUUAGCUAAGGUCCUCCAGGCUCAAAUGAAAGCAGCUGAGGCGAGUGGCGCUUCUUGGAGAUCGGGAGUGUCAGAAAAAAUUGCGGAUGCUGUUAUUAUGAAUGGGUUUUUGGUCUGACAGUGUGAAGGUCCACAUCAAGUUGUGAAGUAGAAGAGCUACCUCGUCGUGUCUCCUUGAUUUGACCAUGAUGCAGAUGCACUGCUCUCAAACGGACAGACUUCAUUUCUUAAAUUUUGGGGAUCAUUCGAUCUAAAAUGAAUGGUCUUUAGCGUCUUCUGUAUAAAGAUGAAGGAUCAUUCCAUCUAAUUUUUAGUGUCUACUGAAUCAUUCACAUUCCGUCUAAUCUCCCCAACGCCACUUCUGCCUUGCCAGCAUUGAGUGCUAGUUACUUUCGCCGUGCCGCAAGUCAACUGGCAACGACGAAUAGCGCGUUGUCGACGGUAGUGCAGAAGCUGCAAAACGACGCCCAGACGAACGCACUUGCCAAUUAAGGAGGCUCAAAGUAAUUCAUUUCCAAGGGUCCUCGCGUGCAGCUCAAGCACAGCUCGGUCUAGUAAGGUAAAAUCAGUUUCGGCGUUUUCAUAGUCGUGAAUGCUCACCUCCUGGAGGCGAGCAAAUUCCCAUCUUCCCAUCCCAAGGGUCAUAAGUACUUAAUUCACUUGCAAGGGUCGUGAACAAUAUUUUCCUCUGUUUCCUUCCCGGGAAUCAGAAGAAGCGAACUGAAGAAAUGGAUUGCUUCGAGCUCUAAGCCACUGCAGUAUUGCAGGUAGUGUCGAACGGCAAUAAUCCAGCAAACGUGGACAUGGGGAACCAGCAGGCACUGCAAGAUCUGGUUGAUUAAGGCUUCUCACAAGAGAGUACUCAUCUUCACAGUUCCUAAUCUUCUGCGUUUUCCUGUACUUAGAUUCUUGCUAGUCUAUCACUCAGCUUCCUUACUCUUCUAAUUUAGAAGGUACAGGGAGGCUGGAAGCCCUCAAGAACGUUAGUCAGGACGCAAAACGAGGCAUCAUGGCAUAACAUGAGUUUUACACACUACUUCUUAAAUAUACAAGAUGAGUCGUUCAUCUACAUCUAGACUUCUAUUAAGCGCUAAUUUGAGGCUUUCGUCGCCCACGUGGUGACGAAAAUCAACAGUAUGCCUAGCAGCGCAACCCCAGCUGCUGGAGUUCCUGAUGCAGCCAAAACGACUGCUACUGCUGCGACCACAACAGCUGGAGGAGGUGGAGGAACGACCUUUCUAGCAGAGGGAAACUUAGAUGGACAGCAAGUAGAUACGGCUAGUGACAGCGAAACAGUUGAAACGUACCGAGAUCUUGCUGAUGCUAAAAAUGAUCCGUCAUCCAGGUCCAGUUCGUCCAAGAAGAUCAUGAACUACAACAACAACAACCACAACUCCCCAGUAGCAGCACAACCACGAGAACGACAGCAAAACGCCAAAAGUACAUCGUCAAUGUCAACGCCAGACUCGGAAGAUCAAGAAGUGCCGAUAGUACACAAGGACAGAGGAUCACCUGAAGCUGCUUCGACUUCUAGAAGGAAAAGCUCAUCCCAAGACGAAGAGGAGAAGACCUCUAAAAACAACUUCCUCUCUGAUUCUGGAGAUGGACAUCAAGCACAAAGCGACGGACAACAGCAGGAGAACCAAGACGUAAAAGACCAGCUUAAGGUCCCUAGCCAAGCAGAGUUGCAAAAACUACUGUCCUCGUCUUCUUCAACGACGAGCAGGAAGGAAGUAGAGCUAGUCGAUGAAGUGUCCAGUAAUAGUGUUGGUUUUAAGGCUAUCGUUGUAAGUAUAUCGAAACAUCAAGUAUUCAGUUGUAGUAGUCUUGUUCUCAAGGAGGCCAUGAUCGCAAUUCCAAUUGCUGUCCUCUCUCUCUCAUAAUUUGUGUUUUCGCGUAGGUGUAGGUCUACUGGUGCUCUUGUUCCUUUUGUAGUUGUUCUUCAUUUACAUGUACUUGUUGAUUGAGAUUUAGUCUCCCUCCACCUCUUGCGUUGACAAAAUAUCGAGGAAAUCGAAGUUACAGUUUUUACACUAUUUACCUGUAAAUAAAAAUAUAGAGGAAAUUAUCGAAGUUCUUACAGCUAGACUGUAUCUGUAGUCCAUCAUCAUGUUGAUCAGCUCUGCACUCCUCCAAUAUUACCAAUCGCCGAGAUGAAAAAGGAGCUAAAGACGAUGUCCGGACCUUGCGCCUCCUGAAGCAGUAUGCCGAUACAGCAAAACUUGACGAUAAUAUCGAUGUGAACCUAGCUGAACGCGGGAGAGCUGAUCAAGAUUCCAGUUCUUCAUCAACUAGUGCGAUUGACUCUCUCGCAGACUUGAGGGCUGUAGUUAGCGAGACCUACGAAGACGAUAGUGCCAUUAGACGUGCUCAGAGAAAGGCGGCGAAUGUUGCCGCGGCAAAUAAGGCAUCCAUACUUCCCAGUAAGAAAGCACAGGCAGCAAAAACUACAACAGGAGACACUGGAGGGACGCCGAUCCUAGAUGAAACAAUAUCAACGUUUCAGGAGCUCGCCGAUUUCGCGUCUGAUGAGACAGGCGCAGCUAGUGUCGAAGAGAGACAGGCGCUAGGACAGAAUCCAGUGAAAAUUAAGGCAAAAACAAAACAAUAAGACAACAUAGACGUGAUUUACUCAGGUCGCGGAUACAUCCUCGGAGUCAAGCCAGGUGCCGGGCGGCUUUGAUGUGCAGGAUUCACAACCUAACCUAACCAAACCACACACUCAAGCGCAAGUGAUAGAUCAGGACAUGAUAGAGCAAAUCUACUAUCAUGUCCCACCUUCUAAGAACCAAGCGACCGCCGUACGCCUACCACCUCAGGAAGAGGAGGAGAUCGACGAAAUCGAUACUGAUACUACAGAAAAGUCGUCUACUAGUAAUCUGUCACAAGGGAUAGCGGACCUGCCACCAGGCACUGAGAACGUUCGCCCAAGUCCAUCCAAUGCAGGAAGCACGAAUUACGAUGGAACAACUAACUUGUUGAAAUAGCCUGACAAACAGACGUGAGUAUGAUCAUGAACAUGGCAAGCGAUUCAACAAAUUGCAAUUAUUUAGCACCGCGUUAGUACUACACGAUUAUACAUAGGUCUAAGCUUUGAUUGAAGAAAAUGUAAGUGACGAAGUCAUACUACAGCAACAGCUGCACAAGGAAGCCCAAAUAGUAAUAGUAGUUGGACAGGCAAUGUACUUAGCCACCUAUUCCACAUAAUUCGCAUCUUUCUCGUUUAAAUAAAACUACGGGGACACGCAAUUUACUUACCCACCUAUUUCACAUAAUUCGUAUGCCUACCUACUUAUUCCACAUUCGCAUCUUUCUCCUCUAGUAGUUGGACAGGCAAUGUACUUCUAAGCUUGUAUGCUGGUAAAGCAAGCGCGGACAGUGGAAACGCUGCAGAGGCAGAACGACAUCCUAGCGACCAUGGCGUCGAACCUACGACGCCAACUGCAACUCACUGGAGGUGAGGAAGUACAGUAAAACUCACUGCAGGGGGGGAAACUCACUGCAGGGGAGGAAGUACAGUGAAGCUUGAUGUCUGCAAACUCACUGGAGGAGGUCAGGAAGUACAGUGAGGAAGAUUGUAGACUCUGUAGGACAGGUAUCAGUAAUAGAGGAGCUGUUGUAGAUGUUGUACUGCAGGUGGAACAAUUAGACAUGGUCGAAUGAUCAGAUAAAGAUUUUUUUAGGUAAGAAAACAAGUGACGCCUUCCAAUUGUAUUCAUUUCACUCGACGGAUUGUAUUCAUUUCACUCGAGGUGUUCAAGAAAUAACUCUCUACUUACAGCUACACUUAGUACAAGAAGAAGAACUCUUACACUUUUUUAGACAUUUUUUGAGCAAGAGAAUGAAACUCCAAUCUGUCACUAACAACUUCGCUUUUCACAUCUUACAGUUACAGUUUAGACAAGAGUAAUCACAUCUAGUUUCACGCAACACAAGAGACUACUACUUGCCUAGUCCUCACGUAGUAGUCUAUUCACGUAAGAGUUGUUAACCAAGGUCUACCACGAGGACCUACAAGACAGCACAUUGCAUUCAAGCCGCUGAGAAAGACACAGGCUGUAGUGUUCCUUAGUAUACUUUUGCUUUUAGUUUUACACAGCUCCACCGGUAUUAGGUAUAAGAAAGCAGUAGUCCUCAUCAAGAUGUUUGAUUCGCUUAACCUAUCCAUCUCUCCUUCCUUUUUUCGUUAUUGCAAUUCAAAGAAAUUCAAAGUGAAAGUCCUACUUGAAGAAUAAAGUAAUAUGAUGUUUCCCUAGUAUGUUUCGUUAGUCGUAGUCCUUACUGUAAUUACUCGUAGACCAUCAAAACAAAAGAGCUUACAAUUCUUGAGGUCGAGAAUUGAAGACCUCGUUGUAUCAAAAGUCUUAACACUACUCUGCAUCAACAUCAAGACCAUUACGCAGGUUCGUUACAUCAACAUCAAGAGCAAGAAUCAAAAUAUUGUGAGUAUCAUUAUGAUUAUCGGCCACUAUCAAUCUAGAAAAAGGUGCUCUCCAAGAGACAUGUUUCGAAUUGACAUAAUUGCGUAGUUUCGAAGUCUUUUUAACAGUAUCGUGAUCCUUCGUUUUGAAUGUUGUAAUUGUAGAUAUGCACAGACAAUGAGCACUAGAACAUAAGUACUUACAUGAAGUAGAUAAAGGAGGCAACUUCAUGGCAUACCAUUGCUGCAUAUCUUUCCUCGUCUGCCUGCUCUCAGUCCUCGCAUGCUCCUAGUAUGCUAGCAAGGCAAAGUCAUAGUCUUUGUCUCAAUUGUGCAUCUUCUCAAUGUCAUAUUAUGUCUUUGGGUUUUUUCGCAUAUAUCGUAAAUAAUUUCUGCAGCAUCGAGGAAAGGGCCUCCUUGUGGUCAUGUACAGUUCUAAUUACUAAUGUUGACCGGCCCUCUCCCUCAGCGAAUGUGAAAGUAGUUGCCAACUAUCUUUGGGUCAUUUUACAGGAUUUUCAACAGUCUCUCUGAUAGAAGAAAUCUGUUGUGGUCUUUUUUCAUCAUGAAUGAACCACAACAUUCAGCAACAAAACGUGAAUGACUGUCCUCCAUCCUGCAGAUAGAUGAGAGGAAGACAAGAAUACCCACUAAUAAAUAGAGAACAAGAAGUUGAUUGUAUCUCAGAGGACAGAGAACAAACUCGUUGAAAAGCGACGCAAACCCCGAUGAGGAGUAACAUAGAUAUGAGCAUGAAGCACGUAGUAUGG
Messenger RNA from Amoebophrya sp. A25, 10040 nucleotides. NCBI's taxonomy places the organism in Eukaryota, Dinophyceae, Syndiniales, Amoebophryaceae. The record is from the annotation of a GenBank genome assembly.